AUGACGACGGCGACAACGUCAGCUGUGAAAAGACAGUCAGCUGCAUUCGAUAACACAGAAUUGAGCUAUUAUAAAUCUGAGCACGAGAUCAAGGAGGAGCAGCUGGCUCAGAAGAUACGUAACAACUACAACGGCGAGAACGUGCACGAAGACUCCUCAGAUGCUCUCUAUGAUAAUCUUGAUAGAUAUGGAUUCUUUUUCCACAAUUAUGAGAACAAGCAGCGACUUACUAUUCUCUACAAGACUAAACAUAACCCGUCAUCUAAGAGGCCUUCUAAGUCUCACAAGACAAGACCAGAAAGUGAACUCGAUAAGACAAAGGUGGUGAACAAGUACUUGAAGGGCAUGGAUACUUUGUCCACCAAAGAAAUCAACAGGAUUGAAAAGUGGAGAAACAUGUUACAGCCUAAACAACGUGACUACGGUCGUAAUAUAAGGCGUUGGAGGUUGCGACGCAGCUACAGUGAAAGCACCUUAGCUAGGCGUCUCGUCAAGGGCGUACCAGACAGGUGGAGAGCCGCGGCUUGGGAGUCUAUGCUGCUUCAGAAUAUACAAAAGCAGGGACUUUUUCCAAGACCUUAUUACAACUCGAAUGCGUCCGUAUCCAGUGAAAAAAUUAGCAUGCGAACACCUUCAACAAGAUCAAUCUCUACAGUCGAUGAAGACGUGGAAGGAGGCUCUAGUAACUCAGGGAAUUCGAGCAAAUCAGUCAUAGAAUCCCUCAUAAGACAGUAUUAUGAUAGACAAGCUGAGCCGUCGAGCUACGAUAUACAGAUAGAUUUAGACGUACCUAGAACGAUAAGUGGUCACAUACUAUUUCACAGCAGGUAUGGGUUAGGUCAACGCAACUUAUUUCACGUGCUACAUGCAUUUUCCCUACAGCCGAAUGGAUAUUGUCAGGGAAUGGGCCCGAUAGCUGCUACAUUGCUGUGUUAUUACGAACCUGAAAAGGCUUACGCAAUGUUAACUUUACUAGACAAGUAUUACGGAAUGCACAACGUAUUCAAACAUGGGUUCCCUGGUUUGCUUGAACAUCUGCACGUACAGGAUGAAAUUGUCAAGCUGACAAUGCCAAAAGUGUUUGUAAAGCUAGAUGAGGAGAAUGUACCACCAACUUCAUAUGCUACUAAAUGGUACAUUACGCUAUUCGCAAACACAGUACCGUUCAAAACCCAAAUAAGAUUUUGGGAUUUGAUGAUAUUCUACGGUCCAGAUGCUGUUGUUGCGUUUUCAAUAUCCAUCCUAUGGUCAUUGAGGCAUAACAUAAUAGACAAGGAAUCCAACUUUGAGACAAUACUCACCAGUUUGUCUAACUUUUUCAUACCGGAAGAUGAAGAUAAUUUGAUGGAGACGUGCUCUUCAAUACUAAAUGACUCCCACAUAAGAAGCAAGAUGGACCAAUCUAGAGACAAGUAUAGAAAAGAGCAAUAA
Molecule: messenger RNA, 1431 nt
Organism: Wallemia ichthyophaga EXF-994
Lineage: Eukaryota; Fungi; Basidiomycota; Wallemiomycetes; Wallemiales; Wallemiaceae
Product: TBC domain-containing protein
Exons: 2
Coding region: 1-1431 (476 amino acids)
Source: RefSeq, a predicted model, not a curated record